Messenger RNA from Triticum urartu, 1070 nucleotides. NCBI's taxonomy places the organism in Eukaryota, Viridiplantae, Streptophyta, Magnoliopsida, Poales, Poaceae. The record is from RefSeq and is a predicted model, not a curated record.
GGAGAUUGGCGAAUCUGGAGACGAUGGAGCUGGAGAUCCUGGGCAUGAACUUCGGCUGCGUCCUCUCGGCGCUGUCGGACGCCAAGAUCCCGGAGAAAGACUGCCUGCUCCCGCUCGUCUCCAAGCUCCUCGGCUACUGCAUCGUGGCCGCCUCCACCACCGUCAAGCUCCCGCAGAUACUAAAGAUUUUGAAGCAUGGAAGUGUUAGAGGACUUAGUGUAGCCUCCUUUGAGCUUGAGCUCAUUGGCUACACAAUUGCUCUGGCAUAUUGUAUUCAUAAAGGACUGCCCUUUUCAGCUUAUGGAGAGCUAGCUUUUCUGCUGAUCCAAGCAAUUAUCUUGAUUGGAAUCAUUUACUAUUACUCGCCACCAAUGGGAAGCAAAACAUGGAUGAAAGCUUUGCUAUAUUGUGGCCUAGCUCCGACUGUUUUGGCUGGAAAAAUUGAUCCAGGUCUUUUUGAAAUCCUUUAUGCUUCACAGCAUGCCAUCUUCUUUUGUGCUAGAGUACCGCAGAUAUGGAAAAAUUUCACAAAUAAGAGCACUGGCGAGCUGAGCUUCCUGACUUCUUUCAUGAACUUCGCUGGUUCCCUCGUAAGAGUUUUUACCAGCAUCCAGGAGAAGACUCCAUUAAGUGUACUUAUGGGCUCUGUAAUCGGCAUCGUAACAAACGGUACGAUCUUGGGUCAGAUAGCGAUGUACCAAAAGCCCGUGCCGAAGAAAGGGAAGAAAGAAGAGUAAUAAGGCGCGAGAGAAAGGACAUGAGGUUCUUCUUGGUUGGUUUACAAUUUUGCUCCAGGCUAUUCUUGGAGCAAGAUUGCGUCACUUACCUGCAGACCUCACGAAACAGUAGGCAGAGAAUUCAUGCAGACUUGUGUAACGAUGAAAACAAUAGGAUAUUUCUUUCUUUUUAAUUUUUGCAAGUGCCGUAAAAUGACUGUUUGUGUAGUUCGAAUUGCCACCCUGUUUAGUUUACUCUGUGCAACUGUUUAAUGAUGCUAGAAAAAUGUAUAUCCCUUUUUAUGUUUGAAUAUUAUUUGUUGUUUUUAGCAAUUCUCUCCACUUUGGUGUUCA